This is a messenger RNA of Strongyloides ratti, 285 nucleotides long. Its product is annotated as Vacuolar sorting protein 9 domain-containing protein. The coding region runs from base 1 to 285 and encodes 94 amino acids. The record is from RefSeq and is a predicted model, not a curated record. The transcript has 2 exons. Lineage: Eukaryota; Metazoa; Nematoda; Chromadorea; Rhabditida; Strongyloididae.
AUGUGUAUAGGUAAAAAAAUUAUUUUUAAUAAUACUGAUUCACCAAGCACAUUAUUAUGUACCUCACGUCUUACUGGAUCUCCAACUCACAUAUGUUCCAGUGAUAAUUUUUUACCAGCAUUAAUGUAUGUUAUGGUAAGAGCAAGAUUACCACAUUUAGGUGCUGAAAUACGUUUUAUUGCUGAUUUUUGUCCUCAAAUUCAAGGAUCAGGAAGAGUAGACAUGAUGUUUACAAUGCUUAAAUCAGCUUAUUAUCAAAUAUGUCGUGAAAGACAUACUAAUUAA